Molecule: messenger RNA, 804 nt
Organism: Candidula unifasciata
Lineage: Eukaryota; Metazoa; Mollusca; Gastropoda; Stylommatophora; Geomitridae
Source: the annotation of a GenBank genome assembly
AUGGCAUCCAGACUUUGGGGACUGUUUCGCCCAGUAGCAAGACAUUUGUCGCAGAAAAAUGUUCUUACUGUGGGCCCUAUUGUAAAUUCAGUAAACUGGCUUCAGCGCUACCAAACUACAACAACAGCAGCGAAACAGGAAACAAAACCCACUGUUGCUCCAGAGAAUCCUGUGCUGCGACAGAAGCUAGUUGACUUUGGAGCAUAUGUAGCUGAAUGUUUACCAAAGUAUGUGCAGAAAGUGGAAGUUCUUCAUCACAAUGAAUUAGAGGUAAUGAUUCACCCUGAAGGAGUGAUCCCAGUGUUGACAUUUCUAAAGGACCACACAAAUGCCCAGUUUACCAACAUUGUGGAUAUUGCCGGAGUAGAUAAACCAUCACUGGAGAACAGAUUUGAGAUUGUGUAUAUGUUGUUGUCACUCCAGUUCAACUCUCGAAUCCGUGUCAAAACAUAUACAGAUGAAGUGACUCCGAUCGACUCUGCCUGCUCUGUCUAUAAGGGAGCUAACUGGUAUGAAAGAGAGAUCUGGGACUUGUUUGGUGUAUUCUUUGCUGACCACCCAGACUUAAGACGCAUUUUGACUGAUUAUGGAUUUGAGGGACAUCCGCUGAGAAGGGAUUUCCCACUCUCCGGAUUUGUUGAGGUUCGUUACGAUGACGCUGUCGGUCGAGUGGUUGUCGAACCUCUGGAGCUAACACAGGAGUUCCGCAAAUUUGAAACCGGCACCCCCUGGGAGACAUUUCCUGCGUACAGGGUCACCAGUGGAACAGAAACGCCUACCCCUACCCCUGAGCAGAAAAAGUAG